GGAUCAAAAAUUUUGCCUGGUGGUUUCCAUGGGUUUUGGUGUAGUGAGGCCAACGCUUGGUGGCUUAACAUCCAAAGUAGUUCUGCUUGGUCUGAUAUACUUCAUUGCGACGGAGGCACUCGAGCUAGUAGAACAUUUGGGGAACAUUAAUGAUUUUUCUGGAAAAGCAAAGUUAUUUUUGGUGCUUCCUGUUGCCUUUUUGGAUGCUUGUUUUAUUCUAUGGAUUUUCUCAUCACUGUCAAAAACUUUGGAGAAACUUCAGAUGCGGAGAAACUUGGCAAAAUUGGAGUUAUACCGAAAGUUUACUAAUGCACUUGCCAUGUCUGUGUUGCUUUCUAUUGCUUGGAUAGGCUUUGAGGUAAUACUACUUCCUAGUCGGCAUAGGAUAUAUUAUUCAAUAAAUCCAUCAUUGCACUUUUAA
Molecule: messenger RNA, 421 nt
Organism: Hibiscus syriacus
Lineage: Eukaryota; Viridiplantae; Streptophyta; Magnoliopsida; Malvales; Malvaceae
Product: transmembrane protein 87A-like
Exons: 2
Coding region: 29-421 (130 amino acids)
Biological process (GO): transport
Cellular component (GO): Golgi apparatus; membrane
Source: RefSeq, a predicted model, not a curated record